CCAGAGCCAACAUUGCUCAGAAGAAGGAGGAGGAGGAGGGAGUCCUCUGUUCUGUCACAGUCUGACUCUGACUCUGAGCUGUGGACUAGUCGGCUUGCAUGUGUCUGUGCAGCUCUGACAUGCUUGCUUGCCUUCUAAUAAACUGAACAUUGCAUCAUUUGUGUUUGUGUAGAGAAGACAAGCUUGCUGGACAUGCUGAACCCAAAGACACAUUGCCCGGCACAACAUGCACCCAGCAGUUCUCCCUGCAGAGUCCCCAGUACAAGACUUCAGCUUGAGCACUGAGCAACAUUCAUGUGCACUGUAACCUACUGUCCUGCACCAAAGGAAUUGCCCUGCUGUUAAUGCUCUGGAGAGUCGCCAGUUGCUUUUGGCACAGACACCCCGACUGGAGGAACACUCAGUUCACACUGGUGAAAUGACAAGAGGAGUAGAAAAUCAAUUGAUUUUUUUUGUAUGUUUUUCCUGCACUCUGGAAACUUUGGCACGUGUCAUGUUUAUAUGACUUUCAAAGUUCAACUGUCCUGCACUGGGCAUUAAAGGAACUGCCCGAGUCUCCUGGCACUGGACUGGCACAGUAGCCCCUGCAGGACUUUUUAUUUAACCCUUGGAUGUUCUAAAAUUGUUGCCGUGUUCUUAGUGGACAUUAUUGUGCUGGAAAAGUAAAAGUGUUCCUGCAGGAGUAAUGGAUACGUUUGGCAUCACUGUGCAGAAGAGGGCAUCAGAGUUGGAGCAAAUGGCUGAGGUUCUGAUAAUUGGAGAACAGCUAAGGCUGCGGCUGCAUGAGGAGAAACUCAUUAAAGAUAGAAGGCACCAUCUGAAGACCUACCCUAACUGCUUUGUGGCCAAGGAAGUGAUUGACUGGCUUAUCGAGCGCAAAGAAGCCUCCGAUAGGGACACAGCAAUAAAACUUAUGCAGAUAAUGAAUGAUAAUAGUAUUAUCCAUCAUGUCUGUGACGAAUACAAGGAAUUCAAGGAUCUCAAGAUAUUUUACCGGUUUCGGAAAGAUGACGGAACACUUCCACUGGACCAAGAAGUCAAGGUGUUCAUGAGAGGACAGCGGCUCUAUGAAAAGAUCAUGAAUUCCGAAAACACACUUUUGCAAGCCAGAGAAGAGGAUAGCAUGAAAUAUGAACGAACGUUUGUGGCUUCUGAAUUCAUCGACUGGCUGAUUCUAGAACAAGAAGCUAAAACCCGUUUGGAAGCUGAGCAGCUCUGCAGAAGGCUCCUGGAGCAUGCUAUAAUCCAGCAUGUGGCAAACAAGCGCCAUUUUGUGGACAGUGAGCGUCUCUAUCAGUUCAGGUUAAACUUCAGGCGAAGGCGGAGAGUCAUGGAGCUUCUGAAUGAGAGAUCCCAGCGCAUGGUGGAAAGUCAUGACAGCCCUUUCUGUCUGCGCAAACAAAGUCACGACAAAUCAACAAGCUUUCUCUCUGUGAGCCCUACAAAAGAGAUAAAGAUUGUGUCAGCAGUGAGACGGAGCAGUAUGAGUAACAGCAACAGUGGAGGGUAUUUUGCUAACAGCUCCACACUGAGCAGCAGCCCACCUGUAGUAAUGUGCAACCCAAAGUCAGUGCUGAAGAGGCCUGUGACUCUGGAUGAACUUCUGGCUCCAGGAGCCCUCUACACGAGGAAGACUCUAACUAUUGUCAGUGAUGCAGUAGGAUGGGGGUUUGUUGUCCGAGGGGAUAAGCCGUGCCAUAUCCAAGCAGUUGAUCCGAGUGGCCCAGCUGCUGCGGCAGGAAUGAAGAUCUGCCAGUUUGUCGUCUCGGUGAAUGGUCUCAGCGUUCUGCAUUGUGAUUUCAGAACAGUCAGCAACCUCAUCCUCACUGGGCCACGGACUAUUGUCAUGGAAGUUAUGGAGGAGCUGAACUCAUGAGCCAAACGUCUGCGGAAGGAUAUGGUGGGGCUUGACUCCAAAUAUACCAAAGUAGACACAAAACAGCAAAAUCAAUGUGAUUGUGUGUGGGCAGAGCCCUACUGCUGCUCCUGCUCAUUUGUUUCCAUUACAGGCAACAGAAUCAAACGAUGAAAACUUGAAAACCCAUUGCCAUAGCCGUCCCUCCAGUAAAUAAGCUGUGCUCUGUCUUUUCUAUGUACUGUAAUCAAGUGUCUGUGUGUGGAUAACAUACAUGGUUUACUUAUAAUGAAUGUCUUAUACGUAUCAAAGUGCCAUUACAUAAGUGAAUGUA
Xenopus laevis (African clawed frog) is the source of this 2189-nucleotide messenger RNA. It is a transcript of the gene deptor.S, whose product is annotated as DEP domain containing MTOR interacting protein S homeolog. Gene Ontology annotation, cellular component: plasma membrane. Lineage: Eukaryota; Metazoa; Chordata; Amphibia; Anura; Pipidae. Gene Ontology annotation, molecular function: guanyl-nucleotide exchange factor activity; GTPase activator activity. The record is from RefSeq and is a predicted model, not a curated record. Gene Ontology annotation, biological process: G protein-coupled receptor signaling pathway; regulation of signaling; intracellular signal transduction. Bases 686 to 1876 code for a protein of 396 amino acids. The transcript is spliced from 10 exons.